CACGAUCUGAAGCAGACGCAACUUCGCACAACGCUCGAACAACAUGUGGCAGUUCAUAAGGUCACGAAUACUUACGGUGAUAAUCUUCAUAGGGGCUGCUCAUGGAAUACUGGUUGUGGGCCCCAAAUUCAUUCGGGCCAACCAGGAUUACACGGUUGUGAUCAGUAACUUCAACUCGAAUGUGAGCAAAGUGGACCUGAUGCUACAGAUGGAAGGCCGAUCCAACGAUGACAGAAGUGUGCUGAAUUUAACGAAGACGGUUGAUGUGCGACGAAACAUGAACAGGAUGAUCACUUUCAAUAUGCCUGCGGACUUAGUAGCUGGGAAUUACAAAAUCAUCGUCGACGGGCAACGUGGCUUUAGCUUUCAUAAGGAAGCCGAAUUGGUACACCUUAGCAAAACCAUAACCGGUUUAAUACAGAUCGAUAAGCCCGUGUACAAACCGGGCGAUACGGUAAAAUUUCGUGUGAUUGUGCUGGACUCUGAGCUGAAGCCUCCUGCACGGGUAAAAUCAAUUCAGGUGACAAUCCGUGAUCCUCAAACAAAUGAAAUCCGAAAGUGGUCGACGCCGUACGCCGGAGUGUUCGAGGGUGAUCUUCAGAUCGCGUCAACUCCAACGUUGGGAACCUGGCUCAUCUCGGCCCUGGUGGACGAGGAAGUAGUUGCAUCAAAAACGUUCAAGGUGAAGGAGUACGUGUUGUCCUCGUUUGACGUAGAGGUGAUACCGUCCGUCGUUCCUCUGGAGAAGGAUCAAGGAUUGACUCUGACGAUAGAUGCUAACUACCACUUUGGCAAACCGGUAAAGGGAAUUGCUAAGUUUAAGGUGUACUUGAUAAACGGUAUCCUGGACCGGGAGAGUGUGUUUGAAGUGUAUGGGAAGAUGCAGGUGCAGCUACAAUUCAAGGAUUACUUCGAAGUGCAUGAAGAUCGGCAAGAUGUGCUCGUAAAGACGACAUUCAUCGAGCAUGCUACAAAUCGCACUGUCGUGAAGCAAUCCGACAUCACGGUGUACAAAUACAAGUACGGUGUGGAAUUGAUUAAGGAUAGUCCACAAUUUCGCCCAGGGCUUCCCUUUAAGUGUGCACUUCAGUUCCGAUACCACGACGGAACACCUGCUAAAGGUAUCACCGGGAAGGUGGAAGUAAAGGAAAUUGGUUACGAAACAACUGCCACUAGUGACGACGAGGGUUUGAUCAAACUAGAGCUCAAUCCAAGUGACAAUGUAGACGACAUGAACAUUAACUUUUCGGACGAUGACAUCGGAUUUUUCUUCGAAGAAAGAGUGGAAAAAGUGGACGUCGUGACGAAUGCGUACCUCAAAUUGGAACUCAAGUCUCCUGUUAAAUUGAACCAAAUAGUUAGACUGUUGGUGACGUGCAACGAACGCAUGUCAUUCUUCGUGUUCUACGUAGUGUCGAAGGGCAAUAUCAUUGAUUCCGGUUUCAUAGGACCAAACAAUCAGAAAAAAUAUUUUUUGCAGUUGAACGCCACGGAAAUGAUGAUACCCAAAUCAAAAAUAAUAGUUGCGACAAUAAUUUACAGUACGGUAGUGUACGACUUAGUGGACAUUGAUUUUAAAAGUUUUCGUAACGAUAUUUCGCUGAGUAUAGAUGAAAUGGAGGUAAAGCCUGGACAUCAAAUUGAACUUCGCAUAUCUGGACAAGCUGGAGCGUACGUGGGAUUGGCUGCCUACGCAAAAACUUUACAGCACUACAAAACGAACCAUGAUCCGUUCUGGGAGGACGCUAUGCAAGUUUUUGAAGGGUUUCAUGAGGUCAUUGAGGAUAAAUUGGAAAUGUUUCAUAGCACAGGACUGUUCGGUAUGAUACCAGAUGACAUAAUGAUUCCUGUAACCCACAAUAAGUCAGCACGAAAUGGCAGGUCGAUAAGCAAUCCGACCUUCAAGCUAUUCUCAUAUCGGACGCACUUUCCGGAAUCGUGGCUAUGGCAGAAUGUGACCAUUGGCAGGUCCGGAACGCGCACGUUAAUCGAGUCAGUACCAGAUACGAUCACCUCCUGGUACUUGACGGCAUUCUCCAUUGAUCCGGUGCACGGCUUUGGUAUUAUUAAAAAACCGAUCCAGUUCACAACGAUCCAGCCAUUCUACAUCGUGGAGAGUCUACCGUACUCCAUCAAACGAGGCGAAGCGGUUGAGUUGGUGUUUACAUUAUUUAACAAUCUUGGAGGAGAGUACAUUGCGGACGUGACACUAUUCAAUGUGGCCAAUCAGACGGAGUUCGUAGGACGACCGGUGGAAGAUAAAAGCUAUACCAAAUCCGUACUGGUUCCUCCGAAAAUUGGUGUACCGGUCUCAUUUCUGGUAACGGCACGAAAGCUCGGCGAGAUGACGGUACGGAUUGAGGCAAAGAUUAACAUGAACCAAGAAUCGGACGCCCUGGAAAAGGUGAUCCGAGUUAUGCCAGAAAGUUUGGUACAGUCAAAGAUGGAAACCCGGUUCUUCUGCUUUGAUACAUACACAAAACGAACGUUCUUGAUGAAUUUAUACAUCAACUCGCAGGCCAAUAGUGGUUCUACAAAGAUCAAGUUCCGUCUGAAUCCUAAUUUGGCUACAACUGUAUUAAAUAACUUGAAUUAUCUGCUUGCCGAUCCGACCGGUAAUGCGGAGGAUAAUAUGGUGAAGUUUGUUCCAAACAUAAUGGUACUCGACUACUUGCAUGCUAUUGGUUCGAAGGAUCAGGAUCUGAUUAAUGAUGCAACGUAUCUGUCUCAAGAAGGCUAUCGAAAUCAGAUGCGCUAUCGUCAGACUGACGGUUCGUUUGGUGUGUGGCAAUAUGGUGGCAGCGUGUUCCUAACCGCCUUCGUUGCAAAGUCGAUGCAAGCAGCGUCCAAGUACAUAAGUGAAAUUGACACAGCUAAGGUCGAGAUGGCGUACGAUUGGCUUGCCUCAAAGCAGUAUUAUACGGGUGGGUUCGAUGAGGUCGGUUUCGUAUUGUACAAAGAUAUGCAAGGUGGUUUGCGCAACGGAAUUUCACUGACAUCGUACGUGGUGACUGCACUGCUAGAAAAUGAAAACGCCAAAGUGAAGCACGCGGUUGUGAUUCAAAAGGCAAUGAACUAUUUAAGCAGGCAGGUGAAAUACAUAGAAUAUUCCUACGAUUUGUCCCUAGUGACCUAUGCGUUGAUGUUGAAUGGGCACAGCAUGAAAGAUGCAGCAUUGCAAAAGCUCUUAGACAAGUCUACUGCCACGAAUAACGGCACGGAACGGUACUGGACGACAAAUAGCAUCGAGACUACCGCUUAUGCUUUGCUGUCCAUUGUUUUAGCAGAAAAGUAUUUGGACGGUAUACCGGUGAUGCGCUGGUUGGUGAACCAACGCUACGUUACCGGAAGCUUCCCGCGCACUCAAGACACCUUCGUGGGACUGAAGGCACUGACAAAGUUGGCGGAAAAAAUCUCUUCCUCACGAAACAACUACACUUUACAGUUGAAAUUCAGGAACGCUUCGAGACAUUUCCACAUAAACUCACAAAACAACAACAUCAUACAUAUCAAGAACCUACCGGAAGACACAAGGUCUAUGGAGAUCAACGUUGAAGGUAUUGGAGCAGGAUUGCUAAAGAUGGAAUAUCAGUACAGUUUAAAUCUCGUAAACUCCGAGAACGGAUUCAAGUUGGUUCUUGAGAAACAGAACACGCGCUUCGACUACGAACUGCGCCUGAAGGUGUGUGCUAGUUUCAUCCCCAAAGCAUCAAUCAGUCAUUCGAACAUGACACUGAUUGAGGUCAACUUUCCUGGCGGGUACAUUGUCGAUCGGAAUUCGAUCUACCGAGCCUACUUCGAGCCUACUUCACAGCGGAAUCCGAUGCAGGAUGUUGACAUUAGACAUAAUGGCACAGCCGUUGUUGUGUAUUACCACAGUAUGGGUGACGAAUGGACCUGUUUCACCGCGACGGCUUACAGACAAGGCUAUAAAUCUAAGAAGCGUACAGCGUAUGUGAUCGUUUCUGACUAUUACAACCCAAAUUUUUAUACCGUUCAACUGUUCAACGUGAGCGCAUAAUUAAGCUCUUGGGAUUGAAAAUGCUGUAAUAGAUGGCAUAAACCGUGCAAUUUUGAUCGUUCGUAUCUUACACGUGUUGCUGGAAGUGCCCAUCAGAGCAUGCUGAAAGGAUGUUUAGUGAAAGGGAGUGGAAACCAAUCAAGGAUUAAACAUGGAGAAGAACCCCGUCAGAACUCACAUUUUCAAACCGGAGUCGUCUGCUACGCGCAAGUGUUCAGAGCAAGUACAGAGCGCUAGUACAUGUGAACUCAACUAACAAAGUCGCUGUCCAUACUGAAAAUAACAGAAGGAAACGAAAUAUUUUAUGAUUCAUUUCUAUUCAUUUAAUCAUUGUACGCAUCUAUUCAUUUAAUUUCCAUAAAAAACCGUACCGAAUUACCGAACAAAUACGUUUUUUUUGGGUGAUUCUCUAUAAUGGUACAAUGUGGCGUCAUAAGCAUCUGUUGCUUACGCGAGGUGUCUAUGCGCGACGUUGCUUUGAGGAUGAAACUGGCAACGAUCUCAUUAUA
Molecule: messenger RNA, 4530 nt
Organism: Anopheles moucheti
Lineage: Eukaryota; Metazoa; Arthropoda; Insecta; Diptera; Culicidae
Product: thioester-containing protein 1 allele S3-like
Exons: 12
Coding region: 44-4021 (1325 amino acids)
Cellular component (GO): extracellular region
Molecular function (GO): endopeptidase inhibitor activity
Source: RefSeq, a predicted model, not a curated record